Fundulus heteroclitus (mummichog) is the source of this 2153-nucleotide messenger RNA. RefSeq names its product beta 3-glucosyltransferase a (gene b3glcta). Gene Ontology annotation, cellular component: membrane. The transcript has 15 exons. The coding region runs from base 211 to 1773 and encodes 520 amino acids. Gene Ontology annotation, molecular function: acetylglucosaminyltransferase activity. The record is from RefSeq and is a predicted model, not a curated record. Lineage: Eukaryota; Metazoa; Chordata; Actinopteri; Cyprinodontiformes; Fundulidae.
UCUUUCAGAUUGUCUCCAUCUGGUCAGACCUUCUGUCAGCUGAAUUCAUCCCGCCAGCAGAGCGCGUCCCUGCGCCUUGGACAGAAGCUGGCUGGGGGAUGCCUGUUAGCUGAGCACAGACCCACUCCCCGUUUGCCGUGAAACUGUGACAAGGAAUAACCCUGUGUUUCUUUCUUUUUUCUUUUUUCCUUUACUGGGAAGAGAAAUCCAAUGCCAGUGAGCCCAUGCUCUGCGAGCUUUCUCCACCGCCUACACCGGUCACAGGACUCUCUCAGGAUGCUGUCGAGCAGCCCACACGCCGGGCACAAAGUGACAGUCUGUGGGCUUUUUCUCUCCUUCCUUUUCAUCAGUGCUGUUGCUGCUGGAUCAGCUGAAGGCUCUCAGAACCACAAUGGCUUGCGUCCCCCCCACAACAAUAAGCUGGACCUACGGGAAAUAGUGUUUGUCAUCCAGAGUCAAAGUAACUCCUUCCAUGUGAGGCAGGCGGAAAAGCGGAGAGCAGAUUUACUGAAGCAGGCGCAUGGUCUCACAGAGAAACCACCUGUGGUUUUGCUUCUUCACACUUUAUCAGACAACGAGGGGGAUUGGAGCAUCCUUCCUCUUCUGCCCUCCUUGUCCCAGACUUUUGGGAAAAACUCAUCCUGGAUUGUAUUUCUUGAGGAGGAAACAAACGUGAGGAUGGUUCCUCUUCUUCAAGUCCUGGCAAAAUUCCACAAGAAUAGGGAGUGGUUUCUCGGCAAGCCCCUGCAUGAUGAGGAGUCGACCAUUAUCCAUCACUACGCCUUUGCAGAGAAUCCUUCAGUCUUUAAAUAUCCAGACUUUGCUGCUGCUUGGGCUUUAAGCAUGCCCCUAGUUGCUCGGCUUGCAAACAAAGUAAGAGAUGAGCCACUGAAAUCUGACUUCACUAUUGACCUAAAACAUGAGAUUGCUUUGUAUAUCUGGGACAAUGGGAAGGGACCCCAUCUCACUGCUGUCCCUGAAUUAUGUACGGACCCAGAGGACUCUCCUCAUGUUCAGCAUUGUGCCACCACUCUGAGCAAAGACCCUCCACUGUGUGGGGAGUCUGUGAAUAAAGAAGACAUAUUUGUUGCUGUGAAAACCUGCAGAAAGUUUCACAGUGAACGAGUUCCAGUGAUAAAGAAGACUUGGGAAAAGGAUGCCUUAUUUUUGGAGUACUACAGCGACCACACCGAGCCUUCCAUACCAACCAUUAAUUUAGGAGUGCCGAACACAGAGAGAGGCCACUGCGGGAAGACAUUUGCAAUCCUUCGAAGAUUCCUAAGCAGCGCCGUCCCCGACACCAAGUGGCUCGUUAUUGUGGACGAUGACACUCUCAUCAGCCUCCCCCGACUACGAGUCCUGCUGAGUUGCUACGACCCCUCAGUGCCGGUAUGCCUCGGAGAGAGAUACGGCUACGGAUUGAGCCAAGGGGGCUACAGUUACAUCACAGGAGGUGGAGGCAUGGUCUUCAGCAGGGAGGCUGUGGUUCGACUUCUAAACAGCGGCUGCAAAUGCUACAGCAAUGAUGCGCCAGAUGACAUGGUUCUGGGAAUGUGCCUCAAUGCUCUCGGGCUUCCCAUCACGCACAGUCCACUGUUUCACCAGGCACGCCCAGAGGACUACGCCAAAGAGCUCUUAGCUCACCAGGUGCCUAUAUCCUUCCAUAAACACUGGAACAUAGACCCUGUUGCUGUUUUCAAUAAGUGGCUAAGGCAGGACUGGAGGAGCGAGACUUCAGGCGAACGUGAUGAGUGGAGUAAAACAGAGUUGUGAUGAGAAUACAGUUAACCUGUUUGUAAAUACAGAAUGUGUUUGUAUCAUGAAAAGAAAAUGAUAUCAGCUCACAGAUGUAAAUGUUUUUUCUAUUGUUACUGUUGAAUUAUUAUUAUUAAGAAAAUUGUGUGUGUGUGUGUGUGUGUGUGUGCGUGUGUGUGUGUGCGUGUGUCUUCAGGACUGGGGUUGCAUGUAGAGGUUAUGUUUCAUCUAUAAACAUCUGUAUAUUUAUAUGAUUUUUCCUUUGUACAGAACAUACUGUUCAUAUUUUUCUUUUUCUCCACAAGAUGCUGUAUCUUACAAAAAAAACACUCACAAAAAUGAUCAAUGAUGCUGUACAAUGUCUUCUAUUUUGACAUAAAAGUAUUCAUAUUUUAACA